CUGAGCCGUAGUCUCGCGGUCCCACGUGCGACGUCUGCGAGAGACUCGUGGUCGGGCUUCAGCACCCGCGCGCCAUGAGUUCCCAACCAUAAACACCACCAGACAGUCCCAGCCAGCUCCUCAACAUGCUGUUUUCCAAAGAAGUGCCAUGGCGGCGCCUGGAGGGCAUGUCGUUCGGCCUGUACUCGGCCGAAGAAAUCAGGAAGCUGAGCGUGAAAACCAUCACUAACUCCCAGUUCCUGGACAGCGUGGGAAAUGUGGCCCAGAACAGCUUGUACGACCUGGCUCUGGGGCCAGCAGACAUCAAGGAGAUCUGUUCCACCUGCUGUCAGGACUUCAACAACUGUCCGGGACACUUUGGCCUCAUCGAGCUGCCUCUGCCGGUGUACAACCCGCUGUUCUUUGACAAACUCUACCUGUUGAUCCGCGGCUCCUGUCUGACGUGCCACAUGCUGACGUGUCCCCGAGCCGCCAUCCACCUGCUGGUGAACCAGCUCAGGCUGGUGGAGCACGCAGCCAUGCAGGAGGUCUACCUCGUGGAGAGCGUUCUCAAUCAGCACCUUGACGAGAACCCCAAAGCUACGGGAGACGAGAUCGAGCAGGUGCUGAGGGAGUUCACCAGCAGGAUAGUCGGAGCCAGCACUGAGGAGGCACAGGACUCCAAGCCAAUUAAACGUCUGGUCGAGAUGAAGAACAGUCUGAUCAACGACUUCUGGAAGGUCCAGAUGAAUACCAGGAAGUGUCCUUACUGCAGAAGCGGCAGGUCAACGGUGCGGCGAGAGCACAACAGUAAGCUGAUCGUCACCAUGCCAACAGGAGCCCAGACUGCUGAAGACACAGAUCCGCUCGCUGGAGGCCGGGUCCUCCUGACUGCCAGUACAGCCAGAGAGCACGUCAGCAAAGUCUGGGCCAAAGAAGGUUUCUUCCUGAAGCACCUGUUUCCCGGGCUGGAGGAGAGCACGGGGUCGGAGGGGCAGAAGGGCUUUUACCCCGACCUCUUCUUCCUGGAGCUGCUGGCGGUCCCACCUUGCAGGUACCGUCCCAUCAACCAGCUGGGCGACCAGAUGUUCACCAACGGCCAGACGGUCAACAUGCAGGCCGUGAUGAAGGACUGCGGGGUCAUCCGGAAGCUCCUGGCUGUCAUAGCAGGAGAGAAGCGCGCCGAGGGGGCAGAGGAGGAGGAGGAGGAAGGGGCGCUGGGGCCCGAGGAUCAGACCUUUCUGUCGGGGGUUGUCGGGCUGACGCUGCAGGAUAAACUGUACAACAUGUGGAUCCGCCUGCAGAGCCACGUCAACAUCGUCUUUGACAGCGACAUGGACAGCCUGAUGAAUGACAAAUACCCCGGGGUCAGACAGAUCCUGGAGAAGAAGGACGGAUUGUUCCGAAAACACAUGAUGGGCAAACGGGUGGAUUACGCCGCGCGAUCUGUCAUCUGUCCCGACAUGUACAUCGGAACAAACGAGAUCGGAAUACCCAUGGUGUUCGCCACCAAGCUGACCUACCCACAGCCCGUCACCCCGUGGAACGUGAAGGAGCUGCGGCAGGCCGUUCUCAACGGGCCCAACGUCCACCCCGGCGCUUCCAUGGUGAUCAACGAAGACGGCGGGAAGACCAUCCUGUCGGCCACAAACGCCGCGCAGCGCGAGGCGGUCGCUAAGCAGCUGCUGACGCCCUCUACGGGUCCACAUAAGAUGUCCAUGAAGAUUGUGAGGCGUCACAUAAAGAACGGAGACGUUCUGCUUCUGAACAGACAGCCCACCCUGCACAGGCCGUCCAUACAAGCCCACUGUGCUCGCAUCCUACCAGGAGAGAAGGUCUUGAGGCUCCACUACGCCAACUGCAAGGCGUACAACGCCGACUUUGACGGAGACGAGAUGAACGCUCACUUCCCUCAGAGCGAGCUGGGCCGAGCAGAGGCCUACACGCUGGUCAGCACCAACCAGCAGUACCUCGUCCCUAAGGAUGGCAAACCGCUGGCGGGUCUCAUCCAGGACCACAUGGUGUCAGGAACCAAGAUGACCAUAAGAGGCUGCUUCUUCACCAAAGACCAGUACACGGAGCUGGUGUACAGAGGACUGACCGACCGGGCAGGCCGAGUCAAGCUGCUGCCUCCGACCAUCCUCAAACCGCAGCAGCUGUGGACAGGCAAGCAGGUGGUGUCCACUUUAUUGUUGAACAUCAUCCCAGAGAAAGCCGUCCCUCUCAACCUUACGGGCGUAGCAAAAAUCCCCGGCAAGGCGUGGAUCCGGUCUCCCCCUCGAGCUGCGCCUGGGUACCAACCAGAAAGAAUGUGCGAGUCAAAGGUGGUGAUCCGUCAGGGCGAGCUGUUGGUGGGCGUUCUGGACAAGGCUCACUACGGCUCCUCGGCGUACGGCCUGGUCCACUGCUGCUAUGAGCUGUACGGCGGGGAGACCAGCGGCAAGCUGCUCAGCUGCCUGGCUCGACUCUUCACCGCCUACCUGCAGCUCUACAGAGGCUUCACUCUGGGAGUGGAAGACAUUCUGGUGAAACCUGGAGCCAACAUGCAGAGGAAGAAAAUCAUUGAAGAGUCUCUGAAAGUGGGCACCAAGGCCCUGCAGGCGGCCUUCAACCUCCCUCCUAACGUGGAUCCGGCUGAGGCUCGGAGUCGAUGGCAGGACGCUCACCUCAGCCCUGACCAGAGAGAAUUCACCAUGGCCGACCACAAGUUCAAGGAAGUGGCGAACCAAGUGAACAAUGAAAUCAACAAGGUGUGUAUGCCGGUCGGACUGCACACCCCGUUCCCAGACAACAACCUCCAGCUCAUGGUCCAGUCCGGAGCCAAGGGCUCCACUGUCAACACCAUGCAGAUCUCCUGCCUGCUGGGUCAGAUCGAGCUGGAGGGCCGCAGGCCUCCGCUGAUGCCUUCAGGAAAAUUCCUGCCCUGCUUCCAGCCGUACGACUCGUCGCCCGGUGCCGGGGGCUUCGUUUCCGGACGCUUCCUGACGGGAAUCAAGCCACAGGAGUUUUUCUUCCACUGCAUGGCUGGCAGAGAAGGACUGGUGGACACGGCUGUGAAAACCUCCCGAUCGGGAUACCUGCAGAGGUGCAUCAUAAAGCAUCUGGAGGGCUUGGUGGUGCAGUACGAUCUGACCGUCAGAGACAGCGACGGAUCCGUGAUCCAGUUCCUGUACGGCGAGGACGGCCUGGACAUCCCCAAGACCCAGUUUCUGCAGCCGAGACAGUUCCCCUUCAUCGAGGACAACUACGAGGUCAUUAGGAGGUCUCAGAACCUGGACAAUGUUGUGGCUCGUUUGGACACUCACAGCGCAAACCGUCACUUUGCAGCCAUCCAGCGCUGGAAAGCAAAGAGAGAGAUGGCGUGUGCUCGGAAAGGAGCCUUUCUAAUGUUUUCCCAGAAGAAGUUGGCUAAACUGAGAGAGGCUAUGCAAGUCACAGAGCCUUUGGCUAGCCAAGAUCCCGCAGUGCUGCAGUUGGUGAAGGAUUGGCGCUCUCUGGAUGAAGCCAGCAGAGCCAAAUACAGAAAGAGGUCCUCCCGCUGCCCCGAGCCCUCCCUGGGCUUGUUCCGGCCCGACGUCUGUUUCGGAUCGGUGUCUGAAAACUUUCACGACAUCACGGAGAAUUACCUUCAGAACAAAAGCGGCACAACGGAGGGCGGCAUGGAGACGCAGAGCCUGCGCCAGCUGCUCCAUUACAAGUGGCAGCGUUCCCUGUGUGACCCGGGCGAAGCCGUGGGUCUGCUGGCAGCUCAGUCCAUCGGCGAGCCCUCCACCCAGAUGACCCUCAACACCUUCCACUUCGCUGGCAGAGGAGAGAUGAACGUCACUCUGGGGAUCCCCCGACUGAGAGAGAUCCUGAUGGUGGCCAGUUCCAACAUUAAAACCCCCAUGAUGAGCGUCCCAGUGCUGAACAGCAAGAGGGCCUUGAAGAGAGCCAAGACGCUGAGGAAGCAGCUCACCAGGGUCUGCCUGGCUGAGGUGCUGCAGAAGGUGGACGUGGUGGAGACACUACGGAUUGAAAGUUAUGAAAAACUGCGAUCUUUCAAAGUCACCUUUCACUUCUUGCCUCCUGAUCGUUACCGUGACGACAAGCUGUUGACUCCCCAUCAGAUCCUGCGCUACAUGGAAACCAGGUUUUUCCGUCUCCUCCUGGAAGCCAUUAAAAAGCGCACAGCCAAGCUGGCGUCCAUCGCCGUGGAGACGAGGAAGGCCACCCCUAGAGACAAAGACCUGGACGGGGAUGGGACGGCAGAGGUAGAUCAUGGAGAAGCAGAGGGGGAAGAAGAGAUCGUGGAUGAUCAGGGCGAUGAAGGAGACGCUGAUGCAACAGACGCCAGGAGAAAAAGUAAACAGGAAGAGGAGGUCGACUACGAAAGCGAAGACGAGGGCGAAGGCGACGAAGCCGAUGACGCUGAAAAGGAUCAGGAGGAGGCGGAGGAGAACAACCAAACAAACGCUGUGGAGGAGCCCCAGCCUGAGGUGCCAGAUGUUAGAGUGGAGAAGAAGAAGAAGAAGAAAAGAGCGGAGGAGGGAGAAGAGUCCUCGGUCCAGAUGAGGGUGAAUUCGGUUCUGUCUUCAAACUCGGCCAUACAGACGUAUUCCUUCGACCAGCAGGAGGAACUCUGGUGUGAGGUGGAGCUGCUCUUACCCGUCAACAGAGUGCACUUCGACCUGACCUCCGUGCUGUCGGCGCUGGCCCAGAACGCCGUCAUCAUGGAGACCCGGGGCCUGACACGGUGCCUGCUGAGCGAGACCACCACCAAGACCGGGGAAAAACGGACGCUGCUCAACACAGAGGGCAUCAACAUGCACGAAAUCUUUAAGUACAGCGAUAUCCUGGAAAUCAACAAACUGUACUCCAACGAGGUCCAUGCCAUGGCCAACACCUACGGCAUCGAAGUGGCCCUGAGAGUCAUAGAGAAGGAGAUCAAAGACGUCUUUGCAGUCUACGGUAUUGCGGUUGACCCCAGGCAUCUGUCGCUGGUGGCGGAUUACAUGUGCUUUGAAGGCGUCUACAAGCCUCUAAACCGGCACGCCAUCGUAUCGAACUCGUCACCUCUGCAGCAGAUGACCUUCGAGACCAGCUACAAAUUCCUCAAGCAGGCCACCAUGCUGGGCUCGCAUGAUCAGCUGUCGUCUCCCUCAGCCUGCCUGGUUGUGGGGAAGGUGGUCAGGGGAGGAACUGGACUGUUUGAACUGAAACAACCUCUUCAAUAGGACAAGGGUCUACUGCGAACAGCUGUUUAAAUGAUUGUAGCUCUAAUCCUGCGUCUGCAGUGCUUUCUCUGUGGAAUAGAUGACCUCACAGUCUGAAUGCUCUGGUAGAAAAUACCAGGUUUGAUGUAAAAAAUGAUUUAACCCAUUUAAAGGUUAAAUCGGUUUUCUACAGGCUGGGGUUUAAGCUCCUUAACAUAUUUUGUAUGAUACAGUAAAUAAGCGCCGAGUUUAAAACUUAGUGCUCAGGUUUUGUUAUUAAAAAUUGCAGAAUUGUAUGGAAAGCAACCUACGCUUUAUUAUUGCUUUUAAAUAAUAAAAUGUAUUCAAAAA
Molecule: messenger RNA, 5525 nt
Organism: Fundulus heteroclitus (mummichog)
Lineage: Eukaryota; Metazoa; Chordata; Actinopteri; Cyprinodontiformes; Fundulidae
Gene: polr1a
Product: RNA polymerase I subunit A
Exons: 37
Coding region: 126-5195 (1689 amino acids)
Biological process (GO): DNA-templated transcription
Cellular component (GO): RNA polymerase I complex
Molecular function (GO): DNA-directed RNA polymerase activity; DNA binding
Source: RefSeq, a predicted model, not a curated record